GGCCCCCCCCCUCCCCCGCGCCGCUCCCCGCGCGGUUUCCUUCCCGGCCUGCUUCGCGCCGGGGCGGGCGGGCCAGAGCAGCCAAGAUGGCCGACUUCGAGGAUCGGGUGUCGGAUGAGGAGAAGGUACGUAUAGCUGCAAAAUUCAUUACUCAUGCACCCCCAGGAGAAUUUAACGAAGUGUUCAAUGAUGUCCGGCUACUACUUAAUAAUGACAAUCUCCUCAGAGAAGGGGCAGCACAUGCAUUUGCCCAAUAUAACAUGGAUCAGUUCACACCUGUGAAGAUAGAAGGAUAUGAAGAUCAGGUUUUAAUUACAGAACAUGGUGACCUGGGCAAUAGCAGAUUUUUAGAUCCAAGAAACAAGAUUUCCUUUAAGUUUGAUCACUUACGGAAAGAAGCCAGUGACCCCCAGCCCGAGGACACAGAUGGUAGUCUGAAGUCGUGGAGAGAAUCCUGUGACAGUGCUUUAAGGGCCUAUGUGAAAGAUCACUAUUCCAACGGCUUCUGUACUGUUUAUGCUAAAACUAUAGAUGGGCAACAGACCAUUAUUGCAUGCAUUGAAAGCCACCAAUUUCAGCCUAAAAAUUUCUGGAAUGGUCGUUGGAGAUCAGAGUGGAAGUUCACCAUCACACCACCUACAGCUCAAGUGGUGGGAGUACUUAAAAUACAGGUUCACUAUUAUGAAGAUGGAAAUGUUCAGUUAGUUAGUCAUAAAGACGUACAAGAUUCAGUAACUGUUUCGAAUGAAGUCCAAACUGCCAAGGAAUUUAUUAAAAUCAUAGAGCAUGCAGAAAAUGAGUAUCAGACAGCAAUUAGUGAGAACUACCAAACAAUGUCAGACACCACGUUCAAGGCUUUGCGCCGGCAGCUUCCAGUCACCCGCACCAAGAUCGACUGGAACAAGAUCCUCAGCUACAAGAUCGGGAAGGAAAUGCAAAAUGCUUAAAGGCUGAAUGCAGGGCUCUUCAUUACAUGGAAAGAAAGGAUUCAACAUGUGAUCAUUCGAUAUAUAAGUGAUUUAUAAACAAGAGUGAUAUUUUGCUAGGGCUUUCAAAGUUAACAGGUUUUCUAGUCUCAUGGAAUACUGUUGGACCUAUAUAGCAUUGUCUUGUUUCUUUUGUGUUCUUUUUGCCUUGUAAUUUUCUUUUUCACUAUUAUCUACUUGUAAAUUUUUUUUUUAAUUUUGCAACAUUUAAUGAUGGAAACAUUGAUCUAUCUUGGAGUCAUUCUAUUUAGGAAAUGUUCCUAUCCAUAACGUCCUAUUACUGACGUAGACAGGUCAUUUGGUCAGUACUUUUCUACCUUUAUCUUUCAGAGCACUUCUGGUACUUCAGUGGUCUGUACUGAUCCACCAGCAGCUGGGAGCUAUGCUACCAACUAUAGCUGAAUGGAAGAUAUUUCCCUCUUACUGCUUUGAUCAUUUAUAACAUCUCAACUGUAGCCUUCAAAAGUUUGGAUUAGGACUUUUCGAGUCCUUUUGGGGUGGAGUGAAGGAAGUUUCUGGACAUUCCAUAAUAACCAGCUUCUCUGAGAAAAUUGUUUUUUAAAUCCAAAGACUUGAGCCACAUUCCCUGCCCAUAAAUGUGUUUGCUUUUUUUUUUUCUUACCUUGUCUCCUUCCCUCUAGUACUAUUAUAAUUAUAGACAUCUGCAUUUACAGAAGUUUUUUUUGUUUUUUUUUUUAGUGAAACACCAUGAGGUACAGUUAUAGACUUAUAAAUUUUUGUGCUUGGGUUUCAGUUGUACAAUGAUCAAGUACCCAUCCCUCCACCACCUCCACCAGUGCCCAUCCUCCACCACCACGUGUCCCAGCAUCCCUCCCACCCCCCAUCCCCCCAUCCCACCCUGCCUCUGUGGCAGGGCAUUCCCCCUUGUUCUCUCUCUGCAGAAGAGUUUUUAAUCCAUUUUUUAAUAUUCAGGAACUGCUGACAUACUAGGGAUGUAGUAGAAUAUAAAACUUUAAAUGCAGAUGUUGAAGGAACAGUAGGUAUUGAUAUUUUGUGCUUUAACAUUUUGGCAGGAUUGUAUAAGCAAGUGAAUCAAAAACAAACAAAAACUGAAUGAACCAAAGUGAAAAGGGUAACUUCCAGGCAGUAUCUUUCUAUUGUAACCAGGUAUUUCAGGGAAUACUGGUGAUCUGUUUGAAAUAGGUUGUAAAACUUGUUCUAAAUUACUCUUCCUCAGUCCUGCCUGCCAAAUGUAACUGUGAUAUAGCAAGCCUCUAGUGGCAGGUUUUGCAUAACCUUAAUGCACAGGUGACAUAGAUGUGAUAUGACAGCUGGUAAUGGUGGACUCAUUUACAUUGUUUACACUUCUAUGACCAGGCCUUAAGGAAGGUCAGUUUUUUUAAAACCAAGUAGUGUCUUCCUUUCUCCAAAUACAUGUCCAAAAAAAGGGGUGUUUGUGCUUCAGCUUUUUUUUUUUGCUGAGUAAAAAAAAGUCAAGCAAGAGUUCCUUUAUGAGUGACCUACAGAGCUGUAUAAGCAUUUUUAUUUCAAAUAAACUAUAUUUGUAUUAUUUGUCAUUCAUACUAUCCAUUCAGACCACACUAUCCUCUGUAUCAGUAGUCCAAUAGAAAUAUACCUGUUUUGU
Molecule: messenger RNA, 2592 nt
Organism: Sorex fumeus (smoky shrew)
Lineage: Eukaryota; Metazoa; Chordata; Mammalia; Eulipotyphla; Soricidae
Gene: CAPZA1
Product: capping actin protein of muscle Z-line subunit alpha 1
Exons: 10
Coding region: 87-947 (286 amino acids)
Biological process (GO): barbed-end actin filament capping; actin cytoskeleton organization
Cellular component (GO): actin cortical patch; F-actin capping protein complex
Molecular function (GO): actin filament binding
Source: RefSeq, a predicted model, not a curated record